This is a messenger RNA of Capsaspora owczarzaki ATCC 30864, 4603 nucleotides long. RefSeq lists its product as hypothetical. The record is from RefSeq and is a predicted model, not a curated record. Gene Ontology annotation, molecular function: RNA binding. NCBI's taxonomy places the organism in Eukaryota, Filasterea, Ministeriida, Capsasporidae. The transcript has 3 exons. Bases 22 to 4152 code for a protein of 1376 amino acids.
GUUUGUUUGUUUGCUGUUUCAAUGGCGCGGUUGACGAAGGCGCAACAAGCCAAGGCUGCUGCGGCUGCUGCUCAAGCUGUUGCUGCUGCUGCUGCUGCCGCUGAAGCACAGGCCGCCGCCGCCGCUGAAGCUGAAGCACAAGCUGCUGCAAACAACACACAGAGCGACGCAAUGGAAACCAGCGAUCGCAGUUCUGCCGCUGAUGAUGAUGGUGCUGCGACCGCGACAGAGCCCACGGCCAUGCACGAGGACGCGCCCGAGCAGAGCCAGUCAGAGCAGCACGAAUCCCACAGCGGCUUCCAUGCGGAGGGCGACGAGGGCGACGACGACGCGGACGACCAGGACGAUCACGACGCGCAAGAGGCGGCUUUCUACGCCCAGCAACGACGCGAUGACGAUCACGAUGCGGCGGAUGAGACUGGUGCUGCUGCUGGUGCUGAUGCUGGUGCUGCUGCUGCUUCUACUACGACUGCUGGCGGUGCGGACGAGAUGGAGGUUGACGACGACGACGAAGAGGACAGCAGCGCUGCUUCGACCGCCACUGGAUCGGCUGCAGCUGCGUCUGGCGUGGCUGCAGAUGCCACAGAGCCAGCUGCCUUGACAAAGUCUGGCAAGAAGAAGAAGCGACUACAAGCCAAGAAGGCAAAGGCCGCGGCUGCUGGCGGAAGCGAUUCCUCUGCUGCGGCUGCUGCUGCUGGUGGUCGUGCUCGCACCGUCUCUGGGAGCAGCACUGGCGGCUCGGCCCAGUCAUCGACACCCUCCGACUUUGCUCUCCAGCAUCUGGACAGUAUGGCAGAGGGCGAGGCCAAGGACGCGUUGCAGCGGUUCAAGGCCGAAUUCCACAACCAGCGGCUGGUGGCGCUGUCCGGGUUGCCUGCGCUGAGCGAGGAGGCGUUGCGCACCAAGCUGUUUGCCGACAAUGCCGCCGAUGAUGUGCUCUUCUUCAAGUAUUUCGCCUCAGAGAAGCGCGCACGAGUUCUGUUCCGCACCCGUCAGUUGUCCGAAGCAUUCAUUGCCAAGUGGGACGGCCACGUCAUGGAAGGCACUCCACGCGUCGCCGCUGAACGGCCCCCGUGCGACAGCCUGCUCUUCAUCGGCAAUCUUGCACAGGAUGUCACCCCCGCACGGCUGCGCGAGUUUGUGACCCGCUCCAUCGUCGCGGGCCGCGAGCCGCGAAAGUUUGGACGCGACCGCAAAAAGUCAGACUCGUCUUCCAAGGAUGCCGCCGAGUCCGCCAAGGAUGUUGCCGAGGUCGAUGGCUCGGCAGAGACUGCUGAUGCAGUUGCAGAAACAAAGUCAGAGCCUGCUGCUGCUGCUGCUCCUGCUGCUGCCGAGCCUGAGAGCACUGAAACCGCGCCCGAGACGCCCGCCUCGACGACACCCGCUGCCAUCUCGCGUUGCUUUGUCGUCAUGAAUGUUCGCACGGGUCUCUCGAAAGGGUACGGCUUUGUCGAGUUUGCCACACGCGAGCUGGCCGUCGACAGCCGCAAAAUCCUGGCGGUCAAGCAACUGAACAACCGCGCCAUCCGUGUAGACGUGGCUGAUGCCUCGGCCGCAUCCCUGGCAAAGCUCCAGUCGCGCACACUGUUUGUCAACGGGCUCCCGACCGAAAUGAUUGACAAUGCCAUUUUGAGCCGUCUGCUCGAUCCUUCUGGCAAGCACAUUCGCAACUGCCAAAUUAUGCUGGCUCGCUCGCACAACGCCAACCGCGGCUACGCACUUGUCGACUAUGCUUCCAUCGAGGAGGCAGAGCGCGCCCAGGCCCAGUUUGACGGCUACAAGCUUCGCGGCUCGGAAUUCAAGGUCUCGUUCGGCAAUCCUUGCAAGUCAGCAGCGCCUGUCCAAUCUGGCAUCAUGGGUCUGGCGUUUGGCGACCGACGCGGCUCUCAGCGCAACAGCGGCCUCUUCCCCACACCCGGCGGUCGCGUUCAGCCCGGUCUUGCUGGCGCAGCGCCUGGCAUGCCCUUCGAGCGGCAACCCUUCCCGCGCGACGGUCCGUUCCACCGCGAUGGUCCUUUCCCGCGCGAUGAGCACUUCCGUGACGGUCCGUACCGCGAUCGUCGUGAUGGUCCUGGCUUCCGCGAUGACUACCGUGGCGGUUCCUUCCGCGAUGGCCCCUUCCGAGACGGUCCUUUCCGUGAUGGUCCUUUCCGUGAUGGUCCAUUCCGUGAUGGCCCAUUCCGUGAUGGCCCAUUCCGUGACGGGCCCUAUCGUGACGACCCCCAUUUCCGUGACGCUCCCCGCGGCCCGCGUGACGCACACUUCCGGGAAGGAGGUUUCCGAGACGGCCCCUUCCGUGAUGGCCCGCGCCGCGACGGUCCGCAUCGCGAGGCUCCCCCCUUCCGUGAUGGUCCGUUCCCCCGAGACGGCCCGUUCCCCCGCGAUGGCCCCUUCCAGCGAGAUGGCCCUCCGCACUACCGCGACGAGCGCGACGCCUCUCCUCAUCGAGGCCCGCGCGACAUGAAUGGCCCACCUGGCAAGCCUUCGGUACGCCCGCCUCUUCACGCAAACAAGACUUACCGUCGUCCCGAUGCAGAUGCCGCGGCCGCGCCCAAGCCCGAGGCUGCCGCUGCCGAACCAAAUUCCGCGUCGACGCCCUCCUCUGCCCAUGCCCAUGCCCAUGCCCAUGCCCCUGCCCCUACGGCUGCCGCUGCUUCGAGCGCGCCUGCUGCGGCAACUCCCCAAUCUCGACCGCCUGCAUCCCGCGGCCUGCACGGAGAUGCCCCAGCUGCUUCGCCGCAACCCCAGCACCCUUCUUCACGCCCGCCUCAACCACCUGCGCCGCACCAUGCUCACCCACCCCCGCGUCGUGACGCGUCGCCUGGCCUGCCGUUUUCUGGCCCGGGAUCCGCGCGUCGCGAUGACGGCUAUUCCGCUCGUCGUCCCGACUACGACCAGCAACGCGGCCCUCCGCCACCGCGUUACGAUGAUCGGCCGCCGCACCACCAGGGUGCGGGUCGCUACGACGAUCGCCCUCGCGGCCGACCCGAGUUUGACGCACCACCACCACCGCCGCCGCUCGCGCAGCCCCCUCGCUUCAACGGGCCUCCUUCCUCCGGCCCGCACGCACACGGCGGUCUGCCUCAACGCGGUCUUUUGGAUCAGCCACCAGGACCGCAGAUUGGCGCUCCAUCCUAUGACCAUCGCCGAGGCCCCGGCGCACCCUACGGCGGUCCCGCCGGCAACCCGCCAAUGCACCACCUCCAGACACCGCCCCCGUCCGCUCUCGGCCAACGACCACCUUUCGACGACCGAUAUGGCGCGCCCCCGCCCGGGUAUGCCCCGCCGGCACCCAUCCACGGUGAUCCACAGAUGCAAUUUGAGGAGCGCAGGCGCUUGCAGGAGGAGCAGGAUCGGCUCAAGCAGCAGCGCGACGCUCAGGCGCUGAAGGAGGCCGAGUACAAGCAAAAAGAAGAGCAGCUUCGUCGCCAGCAGGAGCAGCUUGCCCAGCAACAGGCACAGCUGCAACAGCAACAGCACCAGUUUGCCCAGGCGGAACACCAGCAACGCCAAGCUGCCGCUGCAGCUGCUGCUGCGGCCGCGGCAGCCGCGUCGCGUGCUCCGCCCCCGCUGACUGGCUACUCGAGUGUGGCGCAGCCGGCAGCACUGUACUCUUCCUACCCACCCGCCCCCGCUGCGACCGCCGCGGCGCCUGCCGCUGCCGACUAUUCGCAGUACGGGUACUCUGCCAGCAGCUACGACACUCAGGCCGGAACCUCCGAUUACAACACUGCCGUCGCAGCUUGGAACAACUACUAUGCCCAAAACGGCACUGCCGCUACUCCCGCUGCUGCGACCGGCUAUGGUGCUUCGGCAUACUCUGCGGGAGCUGCCCCGACCCAGCAUUCCUAUGCUGCUUCUGCACGGCCGGCGGCCAUCAGCGCUGCCGCCGCCGCUGUUGAACGCGCUCAAAGCGUGUCCAACUACUCGAGGCUGCCCCAGCCAGCUGCCGCCCCUGGUGCAGCAGGACUUGCCGGAUAUGCACCUGCUGCGCACCAGUAUCCUGGUGCCGUUCCUGCACUGUCGUAUGGAACCCCACAAACGGAGCAAACGAUGCCUCGCCAAAACAUGAAGCGACCUUAUCAGCAGUCGGCGGCUCCGCAGGGCCCUGCCGGCAACUACUCCGAUCCCAACAAGCGUGCGCGCUACUAAGUACUUUGUUCCACUCUGAUGAUCAGAGAAGCGGGAGCAAACAACGCAGACUUUUCUUUUCGGUUUGUUCUUUUUGGAUCGGCCCGCUUUUGUGUUUUGGGUUUCCUUUUGAUUUCUCUCGGUUUUUGUUGUUCAUUCCGCUUGUGUAGUUUGAUGCACUUGGUUCGUGUUCCUUUUUUUGCCCUUUCGUCCGCACUUUGCGAACCUCGCUGGUUUUCGAGUGAUGGCCGUAUCUUUUUUUGAGGUCUUUUUUUUUUUUUUUUUUUUUCCUCUCUCUUCUCUCUGUCUCGCUUUCUUGUUCUUUGUACCUUUUCUUCUCUUUGGCACACUGUUUCUUGUUCUCAAAACAAUUCAUUUGACAAACACUGCCAUCAAGCAUCGUCCUCCAGCGAGUUGAGAGUGCCGUUCGAUUCGUCGUCGUCUGGCAUCGGGACAAACCCCCAGAUUUUGU